UGUCGAGCAGCUCAGCAUGAAUUAGAAAAGGAUUCCGGGGACAAGUUUAUUGCCCAGAAACUAGAUGAACAAUGUUUCGGCCUUAGAAACAGUUCUCGGGGAAUCGCCUUCCACAACGGAGUUCACCGAAUUGAUAAUACCGUUUCCGUGCCUGAGUCCUGGGCUAGAUUUAGCAAUGACAACAUCCAGAGGUCCCAGAGCGAAAGGGCCGCCUCCAAGGCAAUGAGGAACGAGAUCGAAAGCGUGCUCAACUCUUGUGCCAACGAGAUGUGGCAGGAAUGGAACGCCGUCAAUGUGGCAUUGAACCAGAGGAUGCAGGAAACCACAGAUGCCAGAAACAGACUCCAGACUCAUCUAUCAAAGGUUCUGCAAGAGAUCUUCGAUAUGGAGAAGAACAUUGAACUGUUGAAGAAGGCAAUUCAGGAUAAACAGGCACCAAUGCAGGUAGCUCAAACUCGUCUGGAUACCAGGAUACGCAGACCCAACGUCGAACUGUGUCGCGAUCCAGUUCAACACAGAUUGGUUGAGGAAGUUGGUGAAAUCUCAGAAACCGUCGAGUCCUUACAAGCUAAGCUACGUAUGGCCGAGAACUCCCUUCAGGAAUUGCUCCGUACCAAGGCCAGCUUAGAACAGGAUCUUUCUAUUAAGAACAACAGUUUAUUCAUCGACAGGGAAAAAUGUUUGGGCAUGCGCAAGACCUUCCCAAUGUCACCCCGAAUUGUCUCUGUUUAAAAAAUGUCAUGCUGACUCACCAUGAAUCAAACUGUUAAAGAAUAAGGAAAACUGAAAAACGAUGAUCGUAAUUAUUUUAAUUUGAAAAUGAGUAUUUGCAGCCACUCUACCACAGUACAAUAAUUACAUAUCAGUAUUAAAUAUAAUUUUUUUUACAGAUUAGGCUGUGAUACUGUAUUUUCGCCAUUUCGCAUUUCGUUAACUAGUUUUUUUUUUUUUAGAGUUUACACAUUGUUAUAUGUUAAAACUUGCUCUAAGUCAUUGAAUGCUUUUGAAGAGCAUGAAAAUUAUGUGUCUAUUUAUAUCACCCACUCAGUAUUGUAUUGUGUGCAAAGGAAAUUUUUUUAUAAAAAAAAAUAUUGCUAUUAUAACUUAACAUUCCGUCCAAGUGGACUUUUAUGAAUUGUAUAUAUAUACUUUAACUGUGAUAUAAGUCGGUGUCCUUUAACCUGAAAAAGACGUUUAUUUAAGGUCUAAAAUUCAUUGUUUUUUUGUGAUAUUAUUUAAAACAAAAACUUUAAUUCCAUUGAAACAACCAUAGGAAUAAAGUGAGCGCAUGCGCUCUCCUAGAAACCGCACCGUGUGUACACGUAUUAUUGUUAUCAUAGUGCUAUCAUGCUAUUUAUAUUGCUAUAUUGCCAUCAUUCUUCUCUUAAUAUUGUUUUGCUCAAAUGUGAUUUUGUAUGGUUGGACACUUUGAAAUAAAGUGAAUGCAGUGUG
Saccostrea cuccullata (small rock oyster) is the source of this 1452-nucleotide messenger RNA. Its product is annotated as tektin-3-like. Gene Ontology annotation, cellular component: microtubule cytoskeleton; nucleus. Lineage: Eukaryota; Metazoa; Mollusca; Bivalvia; Ostreida; Ostreidae. The record is from RefSeq and is a predicted model, not a curated record. The annotation marks the transcript as partial. The transcript is spliced from 4 exons. Gene Ontology annotation, biological process: cilium assembly; cilium movement involved in cell motility.